Molecule: messenger RNA, 3491 nt
Organism: Mizuhopecten yessoensis (Yesso scallop)
Lineage: Eukaryota; Metazoa; Mollusca; Bivalvia; Pectinida; Pectinidae
Product: ras-related protein Rab-2
Exons: 9
Coding region: 78-716 (212 amino acids)
Cellular component (GO): Golgi apparatus
Molecular function (GO): GTPase activity; GTP binding
Source: RefSeq, a predicted model, not a curated record
CUUCCGGGUUAAGGUGACGUGACGUCAACAAACUUGACAUCAUCAACCAAGAAAUCAACUAGACUUCGUCGACAAAGAUGUCAUACGCAUAUUUAUUCAAGUAUAUUAUCAUUGGAGAUACAGGGGUUGGAAAAUCCUGUCUCCUCCUUCAGUUCACAGACAAGAGAUUCCAGCCUGUCCAUGAUCUGACUAUAGGUGUAGAAUUUGGAGCUCGUAUGAUCACAAUUGAUGGGAAACAAAUCAAACUGCAGAUUUGGGAUACGGCUGGACAGGAAUCGUUCAGGUCUAUUACCAGGUCUUACUACAGAGGAGCUGCUGGAGCCCUGCUGGUGUACGACAUCACCAGGAGAGACACAUUUAAUCAUUUAACGACUUGGUUGGAAGAUGCUCGGCAACAUUCCAACUCUAACAUGGUCAUCAUGUUGAUAGGGAACAAAAGUGAUUUAGAAGCAAGACGGGAUGUCAAAAAAGAGGAGGGUGAAGCCUUCGCCCGGGAGCAUGGACUGAUCUUUAUGGAGACUUCUGCUAAAACAGCGGCUAACGUAGAAGAGGCUUUCAUCAACACAGCAAAAGAGAUCUACCAGAAGAUACAAGAUGGUGUAUUUGAUAUAAAUAACGAGGCAAAUGGCAUUAAGAUCGGACCUCAGCACUCGCCUAGCAAUCCCAGCAUGCCCUCCUCAGGUGGUGGCGGCAGUCAGGGAGGCGGAUGUUGUUAACUGGCACCUUCAAUACGCCACUGGGAUACUUCAAAUCCAUCAAUGUUGUGAUGGGAACAUCAGCUACAGACAGCGACCACAGCCAUUUAAGGAUUUCAAACUUCUACCACAAAACCUUGUUAACUCUUUCAGGGCUGUUGACACUGUAUGGCAUCAACAAAACCAGCCGCUUGGUUCUCAGACUGCCCUAUAUCAUCAUUGAACCUGUAUGUGUCUACAAUCCUGGUGUUCAUCCUAACGUCAGCCACAGAAAGAGUUAAUCUGGACUUAUUGGGUUUUGGAGUAAAAAUCAAUGAUUUUCUUUUGUUCACAAUCAGUAAGAUGGUAUUUUUCCCUUUUGUAUUAUUUUUUUAAUUUGAUGUUGUGUGACUAUACAUACAAAUGAGGUUUCUUUGGAAUUUGGAGGUCCCACACAGUAACUAAAGGCCUGGUCCUCUGGAUCAGUGCCUUUCUUUACUGAGGGGUGUAUUAGAAAGGUCUUGUGGACAUUUUCUUUUCAUCCAAAGUUUGCAAAUCUACAGUACUUUUCAAACAAUGUUCUGGAAUUAGUCUGAUCUUAUGUGCAAUAGUUGAUUGGAAAGUCGAGUAGAGAUAAUGAACGGUGAAACAUUGGUAACUUUUAAUGUGACAUGUUACAGACAAUAAAAAAAAUAUACCAAAAAACCCUGAAGGCAAAAAAUAUUAAUUGAAAUUGGAUGUGUUGGGUUGCUUGUUUAUAUCGAGAUGUUCCCUGUGAAACUAGUAAGUUAUUAGGAACUUUUUGGAUUUUAUUUCCUAAAAAACCCUUGAAAGUAAUAACUGGAUGAGCAUGGCACAUAUGUUUGUUGAUUGAAAUUCUUCUGAUAUUUAACUUACAAGUGCUUAGUGAAAAGCAUUUUUACUCUUCAUUAUCAAUAUUUUUUUGUAUUUUUAUUAAAUGUCAUUACUAUUAUUUUCCUUAUUAACUUCAUAUAUUUGAGUUGAUUUGAGAAGUAUUUCAUUUCAUGAGAGUUACAACACAAGGGGAGACAACUCUUUUAUGCUACACACAAAUGUUAUUUAUCACAUUAAGUAUGUUGUUCUAGAAAGUUAUUUUAGAGAGACUAUUUAUGUUUACUAAUUAGCGGCUACUUUUGUUUACUCGUUUACCUAUAUAUUUGUUUGGUAAUGUUGUGUGAUGUAUGUAGUAUGGAGUUAGUUAAAAUGCAUUUUCGUAUGAAUUUAUGGUGGCAUUGUAUGAUCGGAGGUGUGAAAUGUCAUUUCGAUUUAAAUUUAUGAUGAAGGUUCUUAUUAUUCGCAGAUUUGUUGUAGAUAAUGCAAAUAUAGAAAUGGGAACUAUUAUUGUCAAGCUACUUUCCUGUGUAUGUACGGUCAUCAGUUGUUUUUGCUGACAGUUUCAGAUCUUGUCAAAUUCAGCCAUUCUAAUACAUUAGCAGCCUAAUGUAUUAGUCUAAUGUAUGCAGAAUCUUAUGAAAUUAUGAAAAUUACUUUUUUAUUUGACCACUUCAUUCUUGACCAAAGUGAUACUAGCACAUUGUAAUUUUAGACAGAAAUCACAUAAUUAUUAUAUUACAAGAAACUGCAUUGUUUUAUUUAAACAUUGGUGUCCCCACAAAGUAAUUUGAAAGAAGAAAUAAUCCAUGUUGGAAAUGGAAUAGGAAGAGUUGUAAAUAAAAAAUGUGAUAUUGGUUGUCAUCAUUAUAUAUUUAUACAUUCCAUAAUAUAAUAUCAACUAAACUAAACCAGUCUCUAAGGAGAUGGUUAUGACAGGAAACCAUGGAACUUCUGGUAUAACGUACUAUUUUAAAGGACACUGAUUUGAACAGUGACAUAUUUCUAUAGAAGUAUAACAGAAAAAAAAUGGUGAAGGGAACUAAGUAGUUAAUAUGAUAUGGGUUUUAUAUAAAGUACAUAAAAUAUUGCUUAACCAAAGAAAUAUAAUUCUUGUCCUCUUUGUACAGAAUGAUAACACUGAUGUAAGGAUCGUGACUUACAGAAUUUCAAGAGUUUCUUGGUUUUCAGUGUAGCUUUUUUUUUAAAUGUAAAAGGAAUUCCAUAUAUAGACUGAUUAAUCCAGUUGGAUUUGUAAACAGGCUGAACUAAGCUACACCAUUCAUUAUACACUAUCUCCUUACUGACAUCAAAAGUAGGAGAACCUUGACUGACGUUUUAACACUAUCAAUAACCAACCAUGUCAGAUUUACUGAACUGACACAUCCUGCUACAGCACCCACCAAUUUGAGCCCAUCCAUUUAGGUACAUCAGGUCCCAAACCCCACAACUUACUGCACAUCGACCCCAAUCUGUGGAACAUCAAGAAUUGUGACUGUUAAUUAUGUUACCUAACUGAAAUAUUGAGGAAUCUGGUUUACUGAGUACUUUCAAGUGGAUCAGAAAAGACCUUCAGUUUAUGUGUCUGUGAGUGCUAAUGCAAGCACACAAAACUAAUACUGAAGUUCUUGCUCUUGAAAACCAAAUUACCAUUAGGUGGCUUUAUAAAAAAAUGUUAUGAAGUAAAUUUUUAUGAUCAGAUGACUGAAUGUAGUAUCCUAAUCCUAUCAAAGCUGAUUGUAGUUUUCUACACUAUUAAAGCUGAUUGCAGUUUUCUACACUAUUAAAGCUGAAUUGGUAAUUCUGCAAUCGUAUUUGUAAUUGACAACUAUGGAUGUGUUUGCAGAAUGAUAUAUAAGGGUUAUUUUCAUGACGUAAAUUUUAAGUUCCGUUAUUACUGAUGUAUGUAAGCUGGUUUUAUGUAUGUAUGUAAGCUGGUUUAGUUAAAUAAAUGUUGGUCUUCUA